AUGCUUGACGCUAGUUCCAAGAUUGGCAGCCAUUUUCGCGCCCGGACCACGUUCGUCCAUGGCCAGCCAGAAGAAAGUGUCGAGAGCAAGCAACGACCAAGAAGGGAAUACGACGUUGUCGACCAUCACCAGCGACAGCGCGUCAUGCUGCUGCCACGAAUCUAUGCGCCUGUCCGCGCAGCCAUAGCCACAUCGUCGACUUUUAUUGCACCGUCUACCCGUGUCCUGGACGUGCUCCGGAGCGCCAAUGCAUCCUCUACAGCGCCCGCCCCAAUCCUUUCGUUUGUAAGACAUUCUGCCCACCAGGCCCAGGGGCGUGCCAAUGGAGCAAAAGAUGGGCCGGGAAAGCGAUUGGGGGCCAAGAAGAGCGGCGGCGAAUACGUGAUCCCAGGCAACAUCAUCUUCCGCCAACGCGGUACCCACUGGUAUCCCGGCGAAAACUGCAAAUUCGGACGGGACCACUGCAUCUUCGCCACGGAAUCAGGCUACGUGCGAUACUACCGCGACCCCCGCAAACACCCCGAGCGCCAGUACAUUGGCGUCGCGCUCGAAAAGGACCACUCGCUGCCCUAUCCACCCAAUGCGGCGCGCAGACGCCGGCUGAACAUGCUUGCUGUGCCCGUGGGUUCCCAGGACACGGCAGCCCCGCCAUCGCAGCAUGAGACGAUUGUCCUGACGGACGUGAUGCCCGUGGCAACCGCCAAGUCAAAGAGGCGGGAUACACCGCGUGAGGCGGCGAGGAAGAAGUUGGUACUGAACAAGGGCAAGGGGUAUGCCUAUCGUGAGGCCAAUUGGCAGAUUGGACGGGCGGCGGAGAGGGCGGGCGUGCAGGUCAAGCAGUUUGUGCCGGGAAAUCGGUGGGCGGCGUGGCGCAAGAGCAAGGCGAGGAUUACGGAGAAUGAGCAGAGGAAGCGGUUGAGGAAUGCGGGCAAGAAGACUGCGAAGCCAAAGGCGAGGAAGCCGAGGGUGAUUAAGAAGUGA
This is a messenger RNA of Plenodomus lingam JN3, 981 nucleotides long. RefSeq names its product mitochondrial 54S ribosomal protein bL27m. Gene Ontology annotation, cellular component: ribosome; mitochondrial large ribosomal subunit. Gene Ontology annotation, biological process: translation. Gene Ontology annotation, molecular function: structural constituent of ribosome. The record is from RefSeq and is a predicted model, not a curated record. Lineage: Eukaryota; Fungi; Ascomycota; Dothideomycetes; Pleosporales; Leptosphaeriaceae.